AUGAAAAUCCAUGCAACUAUUGUAGAUUUUUUAUGGUCAGCUAUUAGUAAAUUUUCUUUAAAAUAAAGAGGAUAAAGUAAAAAGCAAAAUCCACCACUAAACAAGAAUCCAUAAAUUCUAAAAUCAUUAGAAGAAAAUGGGAUAAUGAUCAUCAUAAGUAAAUAAAGAAACUCUGCAAACAGUAAUAUAAUGUUUCUUGACCAAUUAUUACAUAAAGACAAAGUCAAAGUAGAUCCUGCAAAAAAGGUUGCCAUAUAUUUGUAAAACUAUAUACUUUCAUCACUAUAAAUAAGAAAUAAAAAAUUUUGA
Messenger RNA from Tetrahymena thermophila SB210, 309 nucleotides. RefSeq lists its product as hypothetical. The record is from RefSeq and is a predicted model, not a curated record. The transcript has a single exon. NCBI's taxonomy places the organism in Eukaryota, Ciliophora, Oligohymenophorea, Hymenostomatida, Tetrahymenidae.